Molecule: messenger RNA, 3324 nt
Organism: Hyla sarda
Lineage: Eukaryota; Metazoa; Chordata; Amphibia; Anura; Hylidae
Product: lysosomal alpha-glucosidase-like
Exons: 20
Coding region: 114-2867 (917 amino acids)
Biological process (GO): glycogen catabolic process; lysosome organization
Cellular component (GO): lysosomal membrane
Molecular function (GO): carbohydrate binding; alpha-1,4-glucosidase activity
Source: RefSeq, a predicted model, not a curated record
ACUUUUCCUCUGGACAGGUUUUGAUAAAUCUCCCCCAUAGUGUCGCUUUGAACAACCUAUUUGAAGUGAUGGUUAAUAUUUGAUCGCUGAAGCUGAGGAGAAAGAGACUCAACAUGUGGAGUUUUUCUUCAGGGAGAAAGAAGUCCAAUUAUAAGAAUACAACAUGCCGGCUGUACCUUCUUCUUCUGCUUUGUACAGCUUGUUUGGGAAAAGAUGAUGGCCCUUCAGUAUGUUAUCUUGACCCUGAAGGCCAUUCAGACUGUGCACCGGAAAAGGAUGUAAAUAGGUACCGCGGCCCUUCAGCAUGUAAUAUAGACCCUGCAAGUCGUUUUGACUGUGCUCCGGAAAAGGCUUUAGCCGCAGAUGAAUGUGAAGCCCGUGGGUGCUGUUAUGUUCAACCUACUGACACUUCGGACCCUGAACAACCCUCCUGUUUUUUUCCUGUCAACUACCCAAGCUACAAAGCGGUCAACCUUACCCGCAAAGCAAAUGGAUAUUCUACAAACCUUGUACGCUCUGCCAAAACUUUCAUGCCCAAUGAUCUAAUGGUUUUGCAACUUGAGGUUAUGUUUGAGACAGACGUCAGACUGCGUUUCACCAUUAAAGAUCCGUCUCGAAACCGCUAUGAAGUUCCCAUUGAAACACCACGUGUCAGUACUAAACCAACCAAUAUGCAGUACGAUGUCAAAAUCACUACUGAACCCUUUGGCUUAAUCAUCAGUCGGAAGUGUAAUGGGCAAAUCUUGUUAAACACCACUUUGGCUCCAUUACUAUUCGCAGACCAGUUUAUUCAGAUGUCAACCUCUCUUUCCUCAAACUUUCUGUAUGGACUGGGGGAACAUUAUACUUCCAUUAACCUGGAUCUGAACUGGAGAAGAUUAACAUUUUGGAACAGAGACUUAAUACCUCGGAAAGAUGCAAACCUGUACGGCACUCAUCCUUUUUAUGUAGCGAUGGAUAAAGAUGGUUUAGCUCAUGGAGUGUUUCUGCUCAACAGCAAUGCCAUGGAUAUCAUACUGCAGCCUGCUCCCGCUUUGACCUGGAGAACUACAGGAGGGAUUUUGGAUUUUUAUGUCUUUUUGGGUCCUGAGCCUAAAACCGUUGUAAAGCAGUACCAGGACGUCGUAGGGUAUCCCUUUAUGCCUCCAUAUUGGAGCCUUGGAUUCCACCUUUGUCGCUGGGGGUACACCAGUUCUGCCAUGACUCGAGAAGCUGUGAAGAAAACCAGGGAAGCUCAAAUUCCUCUGGACGUGCAAUGGAAUGACAUUGACUAUAUGGACGCGUUCCUAGAUUUCACUUAUGACCCAGAAAACUUUGGAGAUAUGCCAGAAAUGGUUAAUGAAUUGCACCAAGAGGGCAUGAAAUACGUCUUAAUUGUGGAACCAGCUAUUGGCCUUACUAGUCCCCGUGGAAGUUAUUUCCCCUAUGAAGAUGGACUGAAGAGAGGAGUCUAUGUCACCAACGAGACUGGCCAGCCACUUGUGGGCAAGGUUUGGCCUGGCUUAACAGUGUUUGUAGACUUCACAAACCCGGAAGCACAUAAAUGGUGGUAUGAUAUGCUGAAGGAUUUUCAUGACAAGGUGCCUUUUGAUGGGAUAUGGAUUGAUAUGAAUGAACCAGCCAACACACAUGCACAUGGAUCUGUGGAUGGCUGCCCAGAUGACAACCUGGAAAAUCCUCCAUAUGUCCCUAGGGUAGUAGGAGGUGUACUACGGGAUACUACGAUCUGUGCUUCCAGUCAUCAACAUCUCUCAACACACUACAACCUCCAUAACCUAUAUGGCUUCUUUGAAGCCAUAGCAUCUCAUGAUGCUAUGAUCAAGAUCAGAGGAAAACGACCCUUUGUCAUUUCUCGAUCCACAUUCUCCAGCCAUGGUCGAUAUGCAGGUCAUUGGACAGGAGAUGUAGAGAGCACCUGGGAACAGUUGUAUUACUCUAUACCCGGUAUACUAAUGUUUAAUAUGUACGGGGUUCCUUUAGUUGGAACAGAUCUUUGUGGGUUUGUGGGUAAUGUAACAGAAGAACUUUGUGUGCGCUGGAGUCAGGUCGGCGCAUUUUAUCCAUUUAUGAGGAACCACAACACAAUGGAUGCAACGCCACAGGAGCCGUAUGUAUUUAGCAAUGAAGCCCAAGAAGCCAUAAGAAAAGCUGCGUUGAAACGUUAUAUGCUGCUUCCCUAUCUAUACACUUUGUUCCACAAGGCCCACACUCGUGGAGAUACUGUGGCUAGAGCUCUUUUUCUGGAGUUUCCCUCCGAUAAAAAUACUUGGACAAUUGAUCGCCAGUUCCUAUGGGGAGAAGCCUUAUAUAUCACUCCAGUCUUGGAAGAGGGGGAGACAGAAGUAAAAGGAUAUUUUCCUGCUGGGGUGUGGUAUGAUCUGGGUUCGGGUGCUGCACUUGAAAGUAUAGGAGAAUGGUUUACUCUUCCCUCACCGUUGGACACUAUAAAUAUACACAUUCGAGGUGGUUACAUUAUACCUGCACAGGAGCCAGGAAUGACCACAGAAGAGUCGCGCAAGAACAGCCUCAUACUCCUCGUGGCCCUUACAGCAUGUGGAUUUGCUAAAGGAGAUCUCUACUGGGAUGACGGAGACAGUUUGGACACCUACAAGAAGGGGGAUUAUAGCAUGGUUGUCUUUAUGGCACACAAUAAUGUUCUUCUGAAUGAGGUGAUAAAAAUAAAUUGUGAAGCAGAAAAACUGAAGCUGGAGGAGGUGGCAGUGUUUGGUGUACCGAAAUGUCCUUCAGAAGUUCGGGUUAAUGGUGCUGACACCAAAAACUUCAAGUACUUUCCAGAAACAAAGCUUCUGAAGAUUAAGGAGCUUUCUUUACCAAUUGGAAAAAAGUUUGAAAUCAAAUGGUCUUAACCCUGAAGUGGAACCUGAAGCCAUGCGGAGAAAUGUGAUAUGGUGAUGGAUAUAUAUAUAUAUAUAUAUAUAUAUAUAUAUAUAGCAUUUUCAUUGUAAAAUCAGUUAUUUUUCCAGCCUUAUACUUAGUCCAAGUUCACGAUGAAUAUCCUUUCUGCUAUUAUCUUUACUAUAAAAACGUAAUUCUUUCAUUUUGAUGUAGCCGGGUGCAUAUUUGAUUUCUUUAAACGCUAAAUAUUUUUCCCUCCUCAUCCAUAAAAACUAUUUUUUUGUCCCCCCAAAUUAUUUACCCACUACCUCUGCAUGGCAUUAGACAGUGCUGUAGUCUUAGUGAAGGGAUAAAGGCAUAUUGUAGAGGGCAUAUGUUUAGAACUCAGGUAUGAAUUGGGGCAUUACUUUACCUUGCUGUUCCAUGUUACAUGAUAUGUACAGUAAGAAUAAACCUUUACUAAACAUG